This is a messenger RNA of Daphnia carinata, 1353 nucleotides long. Its product is annotated as protein TFG-like. Gene Ontology annotation, molecular function: identical protein binding. The coding region runs from base 48 to 1088 and encodes 346 amino acids. The transcript is spliced from 5 exons. The record is from RefSeq and is a predicted model, not a curated record. Gene Ontology annotation, biological process: endoplasmic reticulum to Golgi vesicle-mediated transport; COPII vesicle coat assembly. Gene Ontology annotation, cellular component: endoplasmic reticulum exit site. Lineage: Eukaryota; Metazoa; Arthropoda; Branchiopoda; Diplostraca; Daphniidae.
GUCAAAGUUGGUUUGGGGUGUUGCACACGUGUUGAAUUCAGACUUAAAUGAACUCCUGGACUUUUGCACCUGGACCACCAGUAAAAAUGAACUCCGAGUGGGAUUUAAAGGAAAAGUUGGACAUCAAGGUGCAACUUCAUGAUGAUAUACGGCGUAUUCAAAUCCACAACAAAGAUGUUACAUAUGAUCAUCUUGUUCGGGUGAUGCAGCAGCUUUUCAAUGGGAAGAUUUCAAGAAGUGAUGAACUGCUUCUAAAAUAUAAAGAUGAAGAUGGAGAUUUGGUCACCAUUUUUGACACCUCAGAUUUGGAAGAUGCCCUAGAAAGCAGCAGCCACCACACAUUAAAGCUUAUGAUCUUUUUAAAUUUUCAAGCCCAAGAGUCAGCUGAAGAUAUCAAGAAACAUGAUCAAGAAUUUGUUGCAUGUCAGGUUUCUACUAUCAGAAAAGAAUUGGCUUGCAUCCGUGACCAAGUUCUCCAUUUGCUUGAUGAACUGGAUACACCUCAAGAUACGCUGAGUGGAAAGAACGAUGGAGUUCAUCUUGUGAUAUCUACCGAUACACAGUCAGAAAAAGCUAAUAAUACUGUAUUGCGGCAGUUUGACCAGCGAGAACCAAGAAUGCAUGAUGUUUCGUCCAGCGGCAGAGGGGAAAAUGUAUUGGUGAAGCAUUGCGAAAAUCGAGCUGGUGCCUCUCCGUAUCCUAAUGACUAUCAGCAACAGGCGUUAUGCAAACGUGGAUUUCAACCUCUUUUGAGCUCUACGUCUUACGGCUUGCCAGCAAUCACUGUUUACCCGGAUCCAGAUGAACUGUUCACUCAGGAAUCAGCUAAUUAUCCCUUAUCCAGCUACAGCCCACGACCUGUUCAACAGCAAUCGUAUAACCAUCAACUGAUAUCGAGCUAUCUACAGGAUUCAAGUGAACUUCCAUUUACCGACCCAUCAAGGACAUAUACGACUCGAGAGAUGCAAAUACAGACCUCACCCCAGAGGCACUACGACGAAUAUAACUUUGACGGUUAUCAUCUGCCCAACGCCGUACAUCCCGUUAAUCCAUAUCGUCGCAGUCCUCGGCCGGCCAGAUACCCGUAGAUGACAAGAAUAAAAUAUCUAGUCGCAUAGUUCGAGAGGAAAAAACAAAUAAAAUUGGACAACAAUUAGCACAGAAUUUUCGAAGCACACUCGGAUCCUGUUUACAUUUAGGUUUUGUUGCCGAAAAACCUGUUUAUAUAGUGUUUUUCUCCAGAACACAUUUAUUCAAAGUAAGAUCUGUGCAUGCUAAUGUCGGAAUAUGUACUACCAUUUAUUUAAAAAAAAUUUAGAAUAAAAUUCAUCAUUCUGUAGCUCAGGAUUUCGA